Messenger RNA from Acanthosepion pharaonis, 1935 nucleotides. NCBI's taxonomy places the organism in Eukaryota, Metazoa, Mollusca, Cephalopoda, Sepiida, Sepiidae. The record is from the annotation of a GenBank genome assembly.
AUGACUUCUCCUCCUCCCAUCUGUCUCUUGUUGAGAAUAACAGGUUCACCUUUUCUCGACCAUGUACACCACCUGGCAGGUCCAUCGAACUUAAAACGUUUUUCAUCAGUAAAUAUCACUUUCUUGAAGUCGACAUGUUUUGUUAUCCAUCUUUUGGCGCUUCCCAGCCUUGCAUCCUUGUGUUUUCUCGUUAGUGUAAUUCUUUUCUUGAUUUUAGCAUACUUAAGUCCAAUUUCGUGUAGCUUUCUUUGUACAGUUCGAACACUGACGUCAAGUUCACACUUCUCCUUUACUUUCUUCGCUGUCACCUUUUCUCCAGAUGAUAACAGCCUCUUGGGUUAUGUUCAGGUAUCUAUCUAUCUAUCUAUCUAUCUAUCUAUCUAUCUAUCUAUCUAUCUAUCUAUUUUCAUAUCUAUCUCUUUUCAUAUCUAUCUAUCUCUUUUCGUAUCUAUCUAUCUAUCUAUCUAUCUAUCUAUUUUCAUAUCUAUCUCUCUUCAUAUCUAUCUAUCUGUCUAUCUAUCUAUCUUUGUCUGCACCAUAUCUAUCUAUCUAUCUAUCUAUCUAUCUAUCUAUCUAUCUAUCUAUCUAUCUUUUUCAUAUCUAUCUAUCUAUCUAUCUAUCUAUCUAUCUAUCUAUCUAUCUAUCUAUCUUUGUCUGAACCAUAUCUAUCUAUCUAUCUAUCUAUCUAUCUAUCUAUCUAUCUAUCUAUGUUCGGCUGUUAUUUAUCUACGUAUUUAUGUCUUUCUUCUCACUGUCUUCCUAUCUAUCUAUCUAUCUAUCUAUCUAUCUAUCUAUCUAUCUAUCUAUCUAUCUAUCUAUCUAUGUCUGCACCAUAUCUAUCUAUCUAUCUAUCUAUCUAUCUAUCUAUCUAUCUAUGUCUGCACCAUAUCUAUCUAUCUAUCUAUCUAUCUAUCUAUCUAUCUAUCUAUCUAUCUAUGUCUGCACCAUAUCUAUCUAUCUAUCUAUCUAUAUAUCUAUCUAUCUAUCUAUCUAUCUAUCGAUCUAUCUCUUUUCAUAUCUAUCUCUCUUCAUAUCUAUCUAUCUAUCUAUCUAUCUAUCUAUCUAUCUAUCUAUCUAUCUUUAUCUAUCUUUGUCCAUAUCUAUCUAUCUAUCUAUCUAUCUAUCUAUCUAUCUAUCUAUCUAUCUAUUUGUCUGAACCAUAUCCAUCUAUCUAUCUAUCUAUCUAUCUAUCUAUCUAUCUAUCUAUCUAUCUAUCUAUCUAUGUUCGGCUGUUAUUUAUCUACGUAUUUAUGUCUUUCUUCUCACUCUCUUCCUAUCUAUCUAUCUAUCUAUCUAUCUAUCUAUCUAUCUAUCUAUCUAUCUAUCUAUGUCUGCACCAUAUCUAUCUAUCUAUCUAUCUAUCUAUCUAUCUAUCUAUCUAUCUAUCUAUCUAUCUCUUUUCAUAUCUAUCUAUCUAUCUAUCUAUCUAUCUAUCUAUCUAUCUAUCUAUCUAUCUAUCUAUCUAUCUUUGUCUGCACCAUAUCUAUCUAUCUAUCUAUCUAUCUAUCUAUCUAUCUAUCUUUGUCUGAACCAUAUCUAUCUAUCUAUCUAUCUAUCUAUCUAUCUAUCUAUCUAUGUUCGGCUGUUAUUUAUCUACGUAUUUAUGUCUUUCUUCUCACUGUCUUCCUAUCUAUCUAUCUAUCUAUCUAUCUAUCUAUCUAUCUAUGUCUGCACCAUAUCUAUCUAUCUAUCUAUCUAUCUAUCUAUCUAUCUAUCUAUCUAUCUAUCUAUCUAUGUUCGGCUGUUAUUUAUCUACGUAUUUAUGUCUUUCUUCUCACUGUCUUUCACACUGUUGUCCCUUGUUUGCAGAAAUGCAUUUGCGGAACUAAUUCUAUAAAAAACAUUAUUUGUUCUAUUCAGUGUUAUUGCAAAUUAGAUCAUCUCGCUGUUUUUUUUGUCUCCCUUGUUCUCGGGAAUAUUAAUAAGCUCACUUAG